Molecule: messenger RNA, 711 nt
Organism: Botrytis fragariae
Lineage: Eukaryota; Fungi; Ascomycota; Leotiomycetes; Helotiales; Sclerotiniaceae
Exons: 3
Coding region: 1-711 (236 amino acids)
Source: RefSeq, a predicted model, not a curated record
AUGGUUGUUCUACCCGAUCCCGCUAGCGACAAAUGGCCCUUCUUCGGACAUGUAUACUUACGACAAGAUUCCCUCCCUCCCACCCAUAGUCCGCGCCGUCAUAGGUCCCGCGAUGAAACUCUGCGUCUCUGGAACCUUUAUCUUCCUCUUGAGCCACAAAAAGACCAAUUUAAGUUUGUUCUCUUCCUGCAACGUCUCAUGACAAUGGUCGAAGAGCAUUAUCGCAAGCGCCAUCGUUCUGGAGAUUGGAAAGUCUCAAAACCAAUCGAAGAUUGGUAUCACCAAAGUAUCCGAGAUCUUUCCGGGUUAGGAAUCGAUGAGAAUCUCAUGAGUAGCGAGUGGAGAGAAGUAGUGCAGAAAGGAAAUCGAGAAGCAGCGAAAAAAGAAAGAAAAGAGCGUCGCUCAAAACACUGUUCGCGCGAACAUGAAAUGGUUAAAUGUAAUGGACGCUGCGGUCUUACGGCCUGUGUGGAAGAUGCCCAUCGUUGUCAUAAAAUAUACAUCGACUACGAAUGUACGGAUCCUGAUUGUGAAAAGUGUAAGAAAAUAAAGGAGAAACAGGAGGCGUGGGAAAAGAAGGUGGCGAAUCCUACGCAUGAGGAGAAGUGGGUGGAUUGUCCUUGUGAGAAUCCGUGGUGUAGAAGGAAGGUUAUGGAAAUUAAGGAGAUUCCGAAGCCGCCGAAGCCAAAAUUUUAUGCUACAAAGCCUUGA